This is a messenger RNA of Pseudonaja textilis, 3247 nucleotides long. The record is from RefSeq and is a predicted model, not a curated record. Lineage: Eukaryota; Metazoa; Chordata; Lepidosauria; Squamata; Elapidae.
AUGUUUGGGAUUCAGGAAAAUAUACCACGAGGUGGGACGACCAUGAAAGAAGAACCGCUGGGCAGUGGAAUGAACCCAGUCCGAUCAUGGAUGCAUACUGCUGGGGUAGUGGAUGCUAACACAGCCGCGCAAAGCGGUGUUGGGUUGGCUCGGGCACAUUUCGAGAAACAGCCGCCUUCCAAUCUCAGAAAAUCCAAUUUUUUCCACUUCGUCUUAGCUCUGUACGACAGGCAGGGACAGCCAGUGGAGAUUGAAAGGACAGCUUUUGUGGACUUUGUGGAAAAAGAGAAAGAGCCAAACAAUGAAAAAACUAACAAUGGGAUUCACUAUAAACUCCAGUUAUUGUAUAGUAAUGGGGUUAGAACGGAACAGGAUUUGUACGUUCGGCUCAUAGAUUCUAUGACAAAACAGGCGAUUGUCUAUGAAGGACAAGAUAAAAACCCUGAAAUGUGUCGAGUGCUCCUGACCCACGAAAUCAUGUGCAGCCGGUGCUGUGACAAGAAAAGUUGUGGCAACAGAAAUGAAACACCUUCAGAUCCUGUUAUCAUUGACAGAUUUUUUCUAAAGUUUUUCCUCAAGUGCAAUCAAAACUGUUUGAAGAAUGCAGGAAACCCACGAGAUAUGCGAAGAUUCCAGGUUGUUGUAUCAACAACAGUCAAUGUGGAUGGCCAUGUUCUGGCUGUCUCAGACAACAUGUUUGUACACAACAACUCCAAACAUGGAAGGCGGGCUCGCCGCCUUGACCCCUCAGAAGGUACGGCCCCUUCUUAUCUGGAAAAUGCUACCCCUUGUAUAAAGGCAAUUAGCCCCAGUGAAGGUUGGACAACUGGUGGAGCGACAGUCAUCAUAAUCGGCGACAACUUCUUUGAUGGCUUGCAAGUUGUUUUCGGGACUAUGUUAGUGUGGAGUGAGCUGAUAACACCCCAUGCCAUCAGAGUUCAAACUCCACCACGGCACAUUCCUGGAGUUGUUGAAGUAACCCUCUCCUACAAGUCUAAACAGUUCUGUAAAGGUGCUCCUGGACGGUUUGUCUAUACCGCCCUUAAUGAACCAACAAUAGAUUAUGGAUUCCAGAGAUUGCAGAAAGUCAUCCCGCGGCAUCCAGGUGAUCCAGAACGGUUACCAAAGGAAGUAUUACUUAAAAGAGCAGCUGACCUUGUUGAAGCGCUGUAUGGCAUGCCCCACAACAAUCAGGAAAUAAUCCUGAAACGAGCAGCUGAUAUUGCAGAAGCAUUAUAUAGUGUGCCACGUAACCACAAUCAGAUUCCUACACUUGCCAACACUCCAGCUCAUACUGGUAUGAUGGGAGUAAAUUCAUUUAGCAGCCAGCUAGCAGUUAAUGUUUCAGAAACAUCACAGGCUAACGACCAAGUAGGUUACAGUCGCAACACAAGCAGUGUUUCCCCGCGAGGAUACGUCCCAAGCAGUACUCCUCAACAGUCCAAUUACAAUACAGUCAGCAAUAGUAUGAAUGGAUAUGGCAAUGCCAGCAUGCCCAACCUUGGUGUACCUGGUUCCCCUGGAUUUCUUAAUGGCUCGACUGCGAACUCCCCUUACGGCAUGAAACAAAAGAGCGCCUUUGCUCCUGUGGUCAGGCCCCAAGCUUCUCCUCCGCCAUCUUGCACCAGCGCAAAUGGAAAUGGGCUUCAAGCUAUGUCUGGGCUUGUAGUUCCGCCAAUGUAAAUUCAUUUUUUUUGUUUAGCUACUGUAGCACCAAGUUCAGAAGAUGAGCUUUCUAGGGGACAAGUUUAGUAUAUAAGAUAUGCUGAUGGAACCAGUAUCUUCAAAAUACAAUCAGCAAAACAUUGAAAUGCUACAAAAAAAAAAACUUUGUUUAAAAAAGUUUAUUUAAAGUACUAAGAAUCAACAUGCAAACAAUCAACUUCUUCAUGAACAAUUCCAUUUUAUUGACUGAACUUCUCUCAUAUUUUCACAUUUCUUGGUCCUGAAGAAAAAGGAAAAAGCGACACCUAUUUUGUAUAAAGUUUCUGAUUACGUCUUGGCUAUGUCUAGUACUUGCUAUGUGUCGGGAAAAACUUUGUGGAUGCACCAUUUUGAUUAUCAUGAAACACUGAUGAAAAAUGCCUCCAAAACAUUUUUCUGUACUCAUAACUAGAUUCACAAUGGUUGUGUAUCUCUAUAAUGUGAAUUAUUUUUUGUGGUGAAAAAAGGGGGCCAAGGAGGAGGUAUGAGCCAUCAAAACCGGGGUUGGGGGGAGAAAGGAUGAAUAUAUGAUUUCAGAUAAUUUUGGGAGACGGGAGGAUGGGAGGGUGGAUCAUUGCUUAACUUCAUCUUAAUGAAAUGGAACUUUGUAACUUAUUGUAGUUAGAAAUUGUAACUUUGAUAUUGAAUUCUCUUGCCUUCAACAAGCACACUGACAGAGGAAAAUGCUACUGUCUGUUGGUUUAAAAAAAUAUACUUCCACUGCUAGAGCUUCCUGUUAAGCAAGUGUGAUCUGCAACAUUUUUUCAACUUUUGCUAGCACUGUAUACUAUUGCAUUCUUAGGCUACUGUGAAGUCUAUGUUUCUUGUACCAGAAAAUUGUCCUUUUGACUUCUAGAUCCUACUUCCCUAAUGUGUUUUGUAUGUGGUUAUAAAAUUGUAGACUUUUGUGAUUUUGCCAAAGUUGUAGCUAAAUAUUUAUACACUUGUCUUGAAUUUUUUUCAGAUCCACUUAAAUAUUUAGAAGAUCAAAUUUUAUUCCUUUUAAAGAUAAGGAAUAAAAUAGCCCUACAUUACAACUUCCUUUCACAUGAACACUUGCAAUCACCAAGGGAAUUUAUUUUGUAACAUAUUGAUUAUAAAUAUUGUAUUUAUCUUUGAAAUUUUGUAUAUUUUCACCAUUUUUCCUGUAUGUAUGUUUUUUGUCAUUUGACUGGUAUUGUGAUGCUGUGAAAAGCAUUAAGCCAAGAAUCGCUGCCUUCAUGUUUUCGUUUUUUUAAAAAAAUGUGUUCAUUCAUUUCAUUUUGUAUUUCACAAAGUUGUUAUUUUUUUCGACUUUCCAUCCUUCUGUUAUUUUGAGGAAAAACAUUGUUUAUUUUUAUAUUAUUUUUAAGUUAUCUGAACAAAUAAUUUUGAAAUAAAGUUGUUUGUUGUAUAGUUAAAACAAAAUUGUGCCACAUGGCUGUAAUGAAUACUAGUAGAAAAUGUGCAUGUAAUGCGGCCACAAGAAACAGAAGGUUCUCUUAUGUUGUGUUUGGAUUUUCGUUUUUUCCUUUCUCCAUUUUUUCCGAUUUCUGAUUUUUUU